AUGGCCGCCUACGCUGGCGAGAGCCACUUCCGUUUGAACCUCGGGGUGGGACCCGGAGGCGCGGGUCUGGACGGCUUCGCGCAUCCGGGGCCUCCUCACCACCACGGACACACUCACGAUGCGGGGCCGACGACGGCCGGCCUGGACGGCGCGUACCCGUUGCAGGAUGUCGCCGCCACAGCCACUCCUCCUUCUGCGGGUAGGCGACGGCGUCGACAGGCGGCGGACGCCGGCAGCAGUAGCACGGGUGGUCAGUUUGGCAUCCUUGCGCCGACGACGAUUCCCGGCGCUGGUCCCGCCAGUGCGGUCCCGCUGCCUGACGCGCAUGGCCAGCCGGCCGGGGUCCCAACGGUAGGCCUCGGGAGGGACACAGGUGAAAGAACGGGUGGCAAGCUGAGCGGCCGCAUCGUUCUCGAUCCGCCAAACCUGCAGGCCUGGCGAGAGAAGCUCUUUGCCGUCGAUGAGACCCUUGUCCUGACCAACGAGCAAUUCGAGGUGUACUUCCCGCACGUGGACAACAUCUACUCGCACCGCUCGACACAGCGCUACAAGCGCAAGCCUUUCAUCUCGCACUACUACGACUGCCGGAUGAAGGGCCGUCCGCCAGGGACACCCAAGUCCGAUGACCCGAACAAGAAGAAACGCAAGCGUGUCGCCCGCGAGCGCGACCUGUGCGACGUCAAGAUCCGCAUCACAGAGUACUUCCCCGGCGCGUUCCUCGACCGCGACACCGCUGCCGCUGCCGCCGCGGCCGCAGCCACCGGCAACGCGGCUGUGCUCACUGCCGGUGCGGGCGCAGCGACGGGCGUGGCGGCACAGGUGGUGCCCGAGGGCCAGCGCUUCUGGGCGAUUCAGCGCGUUAAUGGUAACGGCGGCAACGGCAAGGGGGAUGGCAUAGACGGCCCUCAUAGGCAUACGCUGCAGCGCAGCGAUGAGAUUAAGAGGAACAGCGUGCAGCGGUGGCUGGCCGACAGGGACAAGGAGGUCAAGAAGAUACAGAAGCAGGUCCCGCGCAAGGCCACCGGUGCUGCGCUCGCGACGACAAAGAAGCACUCCAAGGAGAGCGACCUGAAGCUGUACGCUGCAUGCUUCUGCCCCUUCUCGCAGCGCGUGUGGAUCGCGCUCGAGGCAAAGGGCCUGGCUUAUCAGUACUGCGAGACAGAUCCCUACCGCCGCCCGGCGCCGACGGCGCUUCUCGAGGCGAAUCCACGCGGUCUCGUCCCGGCCAUCCGCCAGGGCGAGUGGGCAUGCGCCGAGAGUGCCGUGAUUCUCGAAUACCUCGAAGACAUGCAGCAUAGGAGCGGAGCGCCCUUGUUUCCGUCCGAUCCGCGGCUCAAGGCAAAUUGUCGCCUAUGGAUUGAUCAUAUCAACGCCCGCGUGGUGCCCUCCUUCUUCGCGCUCCUACAGGCUCCCGACCUGGGACAACAGAGCGCUGCGACCGAACAAUUACAAGGUCACAUUACGAGCCUCGUUCUCGCGGCCGAUGAGCAUGGCCCUUACUUUCUCGGCUCGUCCCUGAGCCUCGUUGACGUACACUUCGCCCCGUUUGCUCUCCGCUUGUCGCGCGUGCUCGGGCCGCUCCGCGGUUGGGCUGACCCAGUGCCUGGAACUCGCUGGCAGCGGUGGCUCGAUGCUCUCGAGCGCGACCCUCACGUUACUGCCACGACCAGCCUGGACGAGCUGUACGCGGACACGGCACAGAUACUUGCCCAUCCCCAUGCUCCCUCGUCGACACACCUCGGAAGGCGCUGA
Messenger RNA from Purpureocillium lilacinum, 1752 nucleotides. RefSeq lists its product as uncharacterized. NCBI's taxonomy places the organism in Eukaryota, Fungi, Ascomycota, Sordariomycetes, Hypocreales, Ophiocordycipitaceae. The record is from RefSeq and is a predicted model, not a curated record. Gene Ontology annotation, cellular component: cytoplasm.